Molecule: messenger RNA, 1511 nt
Organism: Lolium perenne
Lineage: Eukaryota; Viridiplantae; Streptophyta; Magnoliopsida; Poales; Poaceae
Product: BTB/POZ and MATH domain-containing protein 3
Biological process (GO): protein ubiquitination
Molecular function (GO): protein binding
Source: RefSeq, a predicted model, not a curated record
AUCAACAGAUACCUACCCCACCCUCCUCCUUUCCCUCGUCAUCCUCAUCGACGGGCCGCCUCCCCGGAACCAGGCGGCGCGGCGCGGCGCAGCUCGGUCUCCUCUCUCUCCUCCGCGCCGCCGCAGCCCACCGCCAAUACCAAGCGGUUUGCGCGAUGGCGGUGCCGCGGCCGUCGUGGUCGCGGUCGGUCACCGAGACCGUGCGUGGCUCGCACCAGUACACCCUCAAGGGCUUCUCCCUCGCCAAGGGCAUCGGCCCCGGCCGGCACCUCUCCAGCGACACCUUCGCCGUCGGCGGCUACGACUGGGCCGUCUACGUCUACCCCGACGGCAAGAACCACGAGGACAACGCCAGCUACGUCUCCGUCUUCGUCGCCCUCGCCUCCGAGGGCACCGACGUCCGCGCCCUCUUCGAGCUCACCCUCCUCGACCAGUCCGGCCGCGCACGCCACAAGGUUCACUCCCAUUUUGACCGAUCCAUGCAGGCCGGACCAUACACCCUCAAGUACAGAGGAUCCAUGUGGGGUUACAAGCGCUUCUUCAGAAGGACACAAUUAGAAACAUCAGAUUUUCUCAAGGAUGAUUGCUUAGUCAUGAACUGCACAGUAGGCGUCGUCAAGAACCAUCUCGAAACACCAAAGAAUAUCCACAUUGAUGUUCCCCCAUCUGACAUUGGCCGUUGCUUCAAGGACCUCCUCAGACUCCGCAUUGGCUGUGACAUAACUUUCGAAGUAGGUGAUGAGCAAGUACAGGCACAUAAAUGGAUUCUUGCAACUCGCUCCCCUGUAUUCAAAGCGCAAUUCUUUGGACCUAUUGGCAAAGCUGACUUGGACAGGGUUGUCGUGGAGGAUGUUGAACCUAUCGUCUUCAAGGCAAUGGUGAAUUUCAUUUACUCUGAUGAACUCCCUGGUAUUCAUGAGCUAGCUGGAUCUUUUUCAAUGUGGACAUCUACUGCAGUAAUACAGCAUUUGCUGGCAGCAGCUGACAGAUAUGGAUUGGAUCGGCUUCGAAUCCUGUGUGAGGCAAAGUUAUGUGAUGACCUCACUUCUGAAACAGUUGCCACAACAUUAGCCCUAGCUGAACAGCAUCAUUGUGCUCAGCUCAAGUCUGCAUGUCUAAAGUUCACUGCCGUUCGACAAAACCUGGGAGCUGUGAUGGUGACAGAAGGCUUUAAUUACUUGGAGGAGACAUGUCCGUCCUUGCUGUCUGAUUUGUUAGCAACCGUUGCAGUAGUGGAUGAUGAUCCUGCAUCAUCUGUUAACCGGAAAAGGGGAGUUAGUAUCAACGAAGAUGCAAAUCCAGUUGAAACCGUUGAGGGUAGUGACAGGCGCACCCGCAGGAGGGUUUAGAUGUUAGAUGGAUGCUGUGAACUAAUGUAGCCUUUUGCUGUCUCUGCUUCGUGUGAAUGUUACUAUGACUGGAGUUAUGUGAAGUGCUCGGUGACAAAAUGUUGAUCUGGAUCCAAGUAUCAUGUGAAUAAUCUCCAACUCUGAUGGCUCUUUGUGGCAUUA